CUAGUUAUUGUCAAAUCUUGCAUAUUUGCAAAAGCAUGUAUAAAAAAUGAGCCCUGGCUGUCAGUGGGCUGUGUGUGUGUGUGUGGGGGGGGGGCGGGGGGGCUCUGCCCGCAGCCCCCCAGAAGCUCCGGGCCGCCCCUGACCGGGGACCAGCAGACCGGAUCACCGCCGACACCAGCAGCAGUUGACCGCUCCGCGCCCGGAUGCUGCGCCUCUCCCCGGGACCUGACAGCACCGAGCCGCGGGUCCACGCCUCCUCCCCCCGGGCGGUCCCUCCGCGGUGCCCCGCACGCAGCCGCCUGUCCGCGGGCUGCGGGACAGAAUGAGCACCGGCCUCGGUGUCCUCCCGCAGCCCUGCCCGCUCGGGGCGCCCUGGCCUCGGCGCGGUAGCUAGCUAGCAGAGCCCCCUCUCCGGUUCUCUCCGGUGCUCCGCGAUGCGGCGGCGGGUCGACGACGAGCGGAAGACGCUCCGCGGGGCGUCCGCUGCUGUGUGCCCGGUCCGGGCGGAGGACUGUACCGGUGCUACCGUCAGAUAGAGGACCGGCAGGAAGCCGUGGCUCACGGGGGAUGAACACGAGGAGACACCGGCGGACAACACAAGCUCCGGGGGAGAGGAGACAUGCGCGAGGAGGAGGACCGCGGCAGCGCCGUGUAGAGGCUCCGUGUGUCCGGGGGAGUCCGACAGGCUCCGGGACCGCUUCACCUGCUAGUCCAGGUGGGUCUCUGUAGACCGCAUCGCAUGAGGACCGCGCCACACGGCCUGGAGGACAAGCAGCCCCGCAGCCUCUCAAAGCGGAUCUUCUGGUCCGAAAACAUAAAACACCAAAGACGGGACCCUUCUCGAGAUGGGGCGAUGUGGAUUGGGGUGUUCCUGUUCCUCGUGAACCGCAGAAAGGAGGCGACCACGAGGACGGAGGAACCACCAGCAGCAGCGGGAGGAGGAGGAGGAGGAGUGGUGGCUCCGGUGUUUGAAGAACAGCAGGUAUGGGUGGGGGGGCGUUCGGCAUGGCGAAUAGAAACGAGAGCGCCGAGGGCUCGGCGGGGCCCAUGGCGGCGGCGGUGGCCACGGCGGGAAGCGCGGCGGCAGAGAGCCCGUCCUCGGCCGUCUCCACCUACAUCAAGCUGGUGCUGCUGGGCCUGAUCAUCUGCAUCAGCCUGGUGGGCAACCUGGUGGCGUCCCUGCUGGUGCUGCGGGACCGAGCCCUGCACAAGGCCCCUUACUACUUCCUGCUGGACCUGUGCCUGGCCGACACCAUCCGCUCGGCCAUCUGCUUCCCCUUCGUGCUGGUGUCCAUAAAGAAUGGCUCGGCCUGGACCUACAGCGUGCUGAGCUGCAAGGUGGUGGCCUUCAUGGCGGUGCUCUUCUGCUUCCACGCCGCCUUCAUGCUGUUCUGCAUCAGCGUGACGCGCUACAUGGCCAUCGCCCACCACCGCUUCUACUCCAAGCGCAUGACGUUCUGGACCUGCGUGGCGGUGGUGUGCAUGGUGUGGACGCUGUCGGUGGCCAUGGCGUUCCCGCCGGUCUUCGACGUGGGCACCUACAAGUUCAUCCGCGAGGAGGACCAGUGCAUCUUCGAGCACCGCUACUUCAAGGCCAACGACACGCUGGGCUUCAUGCUCAUGCUGGCCGUGCUCAUCCUAGCCACGCACGUGGUCUACAUGAAGCUCCUCCUCUUUGAGUACAAGCACCGCAAGAUGAAGCCGGUCCAGAUGGUGCCGGCCAUAAGUCAGAACUGGACCUUCCACGGGCCGGGGGCCACCGGCCAGGCAGCAGCCAACUGGAUUGCGGGCUUCGGCCGGGGCCCGAUGCCGCCGACGCUGCUGGGCAUCCGGCAGAACUUGCACAACCAGAACCGGCGCCUGUUGGGCAUGGAGGAGUUCAAGGCGGAGAAGCAGCUGGGCCGGAUGUUCUACGUCAUCACGCUGCUGUUCCUGGUGCUGUGGUCUCCGUACAUCGUGGCGUGCUACUGGAGGGUGUUCGUCAAGGCGUGCACGAUACCGCACCGGUACCUCUCCACCACCGUGUGGAUGAGCUUCGCCCAGGCCGGCGUCAACCCGAUCGUCUGCUUCUUCCUGAACAAAGACUUGAAGAAGGGGCUCCUGUCCCACCUCCCAGCUCGCUGCAGGACUAAACCUCAUCCUCCACGAGAGCCUUAUUGUGUCAUGUGAUGAGACGGCGGGGCAGAGGAUGUGUUGUGUCUGCGCUCACAGGACUUUUGAUUUGAUGCAAUGAGUGUAAUGGUUAAAACACUGGAAUGGUAAGCAUGUGGUUCCAUCUACCAAACCCUUCUUCACUCCAACAGCAUCCACGACAACAAGAGAACAAUACUUAUUCAUAAUGCCGUCAUUGUGGAAACCAAGCCAACAACACAUGAGCUGCUUCGUAGGGUUGAUGACAAAGGUCUGAUUGAAACGAAGAAUGUUUGAUUGGCUUGGUGACACAAAGAUUCCCAAGAAGGAGAAAGCAGCAACUUGUUGAGUCUGAAUACUCUUAACAUAAUGGAUUAGUUAGCACAGAGAGAGAGAGAGAGAGAGAGAUGCAACAAGGUCCCUGGACUGAGGAAGGUUCGUGCUCAGCGUCUUCCUCUUCAGCUCCGAGUAAAGAAUGUGACGACAGACGGAGGAUGUCUCAACAGGGUUUUUAUUCCGUUUUUUAUGGUGUAAAAACUAAACCUCCAUCUGAGCCGGUGGUGGUGGCUUAGCGUGGUUCAUGAGGACGUGUGUUCAGGCUGUAAAACACCCUCAACCACAGAGACGAGGACUGCAGCUCCAUCCCCGUUCUCUCUCAUAGCGUUGAUAUCUGAGGACGCACAUCAAUACGAGAGGUUCCAAAUCAAAAGUCCGACUUUUAAAACAUUUAAAAUGCUAAUUGUUUCAGAUAAAUAUUCUAUGUAUAUAUUGAUCAGAAUCUUCACUUAUUAUGAAUUUGAGCACAGCCUAUUGGUGUUGUUAUGAUGACAUCACAGUACGACUCCGCUGUUCACGUCACAAGAGGACGUCCCAGAUCUAACGUCGGGUCGCUGUGACCUCCCUGGAGUCUGACGCCUCACUCGGAGGACGUCGAGCGCUUCUCUUCGUGCACACAUCUCAACACCGAGCCGUUUCCUUCUUGCAUCUCUCUUUAAAAAGAACGAAGGUUGAGGUGGCGUUCAGGAGGAAGAGGGGAGGUUGAGGUCAGUCAGCGAACUGAAGGUAGAACAUCGUGUCUGAGGCUCGGAGGAGCUCCUCGGUCACAUGUUGUCUUUAUUUCCAGAAGUAUGGCCUUACUCCAUAAACACCUCCACCCAAUGCCCCCGACCCUCUGGAGUCCUCCAGGAGGAAACACUGUGUACUCGAUGCUCUUCCCACUGAGGUCCGGACCGACGAUGGAGGGAACACUCAAAGGAGAGGGAGUAACUUCUCUGGAGUUUUCUUUCACUCCCGGACGUCAACCUGAGAGAAGGAAAGUCGACUGGUCUUCCCUUUGAGGAGCAGGUGGACCCAGGAGACACUGGAGAGGCCUUUUGAGUUGCCCCAGGCAGAUGACCUUUUGUAAAUGUACCGUGACCUCUGUUCUACUUAGUGUGUAUUAUAUGGACCGCAAAGCGACUCUGGAAUGCAACCGCAGAGUUCUGGAUCAUCAUGUUUUUACUGUGUGUGUUUCUAUUGGCAGGAAUGACUGAGUAAGACGAUGACGUAACGAGGAGAUAAGCAUCAAGACAUCAUGACUCGUGUUCCUCGAGGGUCUGAAUGUGUUUCAUGACGUUUACUCAAAGUCCCUUUUGUAAAACAUGUAACGGGUCAUUAUUAAUGGGACUGGAUUUCCUUUGUACAUAUUGAUGAAGGUAAAAGAGCUGCUGAGUCCGGCCACAUGUGAUCGUCCUCUGAAUGUCCCGUUGAGGAGGUCUUAAUGAAGGUGAAGAACCCACAACUGUACAUAGAAAACACUUCCACAGGGAAUCAGCACUCAAAUGGCCAUUUCCCAAAAAGGAUAGAAGUCUUCUCCACCAAUAGAAAUCUGAUCAUGAGAUCAUGUGAUCAGAACAAGCCCCCCCUGUUCAAUGGGGUCAUGACUGACCUCCAGGGGUUCCAGUGGUUCAGAGCUCUGCUGGUUGGUUUCUUCCAUCUGAAGAGUUUCCAUUAAAAGUGAAUAAAUAUUACAAAUCAAUCAAACCGUUAUAAUCAACUUGAAUGAUCCCUUAAUCCUCACCGCUUGUCUCAAAGGUCGUCUUCCUAUCGCUCACAUCAGAAGGACCAGAGCAGUUAGUGAAGGUCACACAAGGAUAGAAUAGACUGGUGUGACUACUGGUCUACAUGUGUGACUACUGGUGUGACUACUGGUGUGACUACUGGUCUACUGGUGUGACUACUGGUGUGACUACUGGUCUACAUGUGUGACUACUGGUGUGACUACCGGUGUGACUACCUGUGUGACUACUUGUCUACUGGUGUGACUACCGGUGUGACUACCUGUGUGACUACUGGUCUACUGGUGUGAAUGCUGGUCUACUGGUGUGACUACUGGUCUACUGGUGUGACUACCUGUGUGACUACUGGUCUACUGGUGUGAAUGCUGGUCUACUGGUGUGACUACCUGUGUGACUACUGGUCUACCUGUGUGACUACUGGUCUACUGGUCUACUGGUGUGACUACCUGUGUGACUACUUGUCUACCGGUGUGACUACCGGUGUGACUACUGGUCUACCAGUGUGUCUACCAGUGUGACUACUUGUCUACCGGUGUGACUACCUGUGUGACAGUGUGACUCCCGGUGUGUCUACCGGUGUGACUGGGCCCCAGCAGUACAUGACAGAUCCCAGGUCUGCGGUAAACACAGUAACAUUACAGGACAUCCAUGAUAAACAACAUUUCUUUGGGAGUAACUCAACGUCAUAGAGGGGAGGGGGGGGGGGGGCGUGGCCUAUGAAUGUUAAUUUGCCGUAAAGCAGAAGUGUGUGAACAAGGAGAUUCACGAGUCCGACGUGUUCCCUUUGUUCUGUAUUAUAUAAAAAGGUUGAGCUAUUCCGCAUGUCUCCGGCCAUUUAUGAUUUAUGUUGUUGAUUUUGUAAUGAAAAUAAAAGACAUUUGAAAUGAUCAGAACAUUA
Messenger RNA from Pseudoliparis swirei, 5085 nucleotides. RefSeq names its product G protein-coupled receptor 173 (gene gpr173). Gene Ontology annotation, molecular function: G protein-coupled receptor activity. Gene Ontology annotation, biological process: G protein-coupled receptor signaling pathway. The record is from RefSeq and is a predicted model, not a curated record. The coding region runs from base 985 to 2169 and encodes 394 amino acids. Gene Ontology annotation, cellular component: plasma membrane. The transcript is spliced from 2 exons. Lineage: Eukaryota; Metazoa; Chordata; Actinopteri; Perciformes; Liparidae.